AUGACUGACGCUCCAGUGGACUCCUUUGCGUUUAAGGAGACACGUGGUAGCCCUGACGGAGCUCAUGCUCAAAGGCUACACCCAAUAUCGACCUCGACCAGUUCGAAGCUCGGCUCGCCCUUUCCGUCCCCCACCGAUACCAAACAACCGGCUCCUGCCAAUCAGGACCAGAUGGAAGCUACGGGAAAUGACAGGGGAUCGGUGAGCCAAGGCUUGUCGAGAGAAGUAGGAUUGCCCACCGAAGAGAGCAACGGUAGCCGACUAUCUCCAACCCAACAAAGUCCGGCCGGGGACAGUCAUUCGCAGGAUGCCCACGGACAAUUCAUGCCUGCCGACGAUAGACCGCAUUCAAUGACUCGGCACAGACAGCAAUCGUCCCUCCCAGGGUUCCCCCAACCCUCCCGGAUGGAGAGUACUCAACCUCGAGACACUGACAACGAAGGCGCUGAGUUGUCACAAUCCAGGCCACCGUCAUUUCAUUUGCCUCCCACUCCCGGUCUGCAAGCGGACAUACAGUUGCAGAUUUCCGCCCUGCCCCGGCCGACUCGACACCCGGCGAGGAACGAGGGGAAUUUCGAUUCCCCGCGCCAUUGCCAGAAGAGGGAAGUGACAUCGAUGCCGAUGCAGAGGAAAGUGGUGCAGAGCAACGGGAUCGCCCCGAAGAGGAAUAAGAUUCUGCGACGCCGGCAACAACAGGAAGAAGACGGCAACCGUACUGCUCCUACGACCCCCAAAAACACACGGCGACCAUCCUUCCACUUCUCUUCGUCUUUUGCACCUUUCGAGGCAUAUCGGCAGAACAUAUUCCCGCGGAGGGCGAGUACAACUGAUUUCACACCGCAAGUACGAGAAGGAGUCUCUGAAGAUGAGGGCCGCGAGAGACUUAAUCGCCGAAAGAAAAGCGUUGUUCGGCCGUGGGCAGGAGCUCGUGGAUUGUCAUAUGUGGGGCGCCAGCCGGAAGCAACUCCAGACGAGACUCGUCCAAGUCACCUCAGACGACUCACGGGCCUUGCUGGGCCGUCUGGAGAAAAUACCGACGGCCCCACGACGUCCUGGAGGCGUCAUCGAGCCGAGCGUGGUACCAGCGCCAGUGCUCAACGAUGGAGGCAGAUCAAAGCAGGCCUCAAAUUGAUUGGACAGCGUCGCAAGACGGACAACACUGUUGACAACAAGAAGUCCGCAGAGCUACUUGCCGAGCUUGCCUCGGCCGUCCCAGCCGCUCUUAUUCUGGCCAGUUUCUUCCAGCGUGACGAACACGGAAGCAAACGAAUUCCCAUCCUCUUGGAGCAGCUCAAGGUUCGUGUGACGGAUAGCCGCAUUGAUUCUCACUCCGGCGAUCGCCACCUGGUAUUCCGCGUCGAGCUUGAAUAUGGAAGUGGCAUGACUCGAAUGAAAUGGAUUAUCUUCCGGACCCUGCGAGACUUCGCCAAUCUUCAUUUGAAAUACAAACUCCACCUCGGAACACAGAAAUAUAUCCAGCUACGAGCAAGCGAGAAUAGCCCUAGCCUGCCUCGUUUCCCCAGAAGCGCUUUCCCUUACUUGCGUGGCGUUCGAGGCUUGGAGAGCGAAUUCGAAGAUGAAGACGAAGACGGAGCGUAUGAAACUGAAGCUGCAAGCGGCACAGAUAGGGUUGGAGGAAAGAAGAAAAAGCAAACACCGCCAAAUCAGCGCCGGCCCUCAGGUCCUCCCAGUCGCAGACAGUCUAGUCUCACAGGCCCUCGCGAUGGUGACUCGCUUGCAGCACUUCCCGAGGGCCAGGAUGGUCUUCCAAAUGGAAAAAGAGAGCCUUAUCCCGAGAGACAACGGAAGAAACUCGAAAUUUAUCUGCAGAAAAUGAUUCGUUUCUUGAUUUUCCGGGCUGACAGCAAUCGACUAUGCAAGUUCUUUGAACUAUCUGCCCUAGGGGUCCGGCUUGCUGCAGAAGGGAGCUACCACGGCAAAGAAGGAUUCUUAAUCAUCCAGUCCUCGAAGGGUCUGGAUUUCCGCAAGGCCUUGAACCCAUCGCUGAUCAAGAAACGCCAUUGGCCCAAAUGGUUCCUUGUCCGUCACAGCUAUGUCGUUUGCGUGGACUCCCCAGAGGAGAUGAACAUUUAUGAUGUCUUCCUCGUCGACUCCUCAUUCAAAAUCCAGACUCAAAAGAUGAGUCUCCGUAAUCAGAAGGCGAAGGAUCUGGCCAAAUCUGCGAAACAAUCUGCCCGACAUCCACAGCACCACACGCUUCGCUUGGAGAAUUCCGAACGCAAGCUCAAGCUGCUGGCUCGGAACGAGCGACAACUCCAACAGUUUGAAGAUUCUAUCCGGUUCAUGGCCCAAAAUACCCCAUGGAUGCGACCGAACCGGUUUGAUAGUUUUGCACCAGUGCGACAAAAGUGUUUCGCGCAGUGGCUUGUCGAUGCCCGAGAUCACAUGUGGGUGGUCUCAAGAGCGAUUAAUCAGGCCAAAGACGUCAUCUAUAUCCACGAUUGGUGGUUGAGUCCUGAGCUAUACAUGCGUCGUCCUGCCGCCAUCAGUCAGAAGUGGCGACUGGAUCGUCUUCUGCAGAGAAAGGCCCGUGAAGGUGUUAAAAUUUUCGUCAUAAUGUAUCGCAACAUCAACUCGGCCAUUCCAAUCGACUCUGAAUACUCUAAAUUCUCUCUUCUGGAACUUCACCCCAACAUCUUCGUCCAAAGAUCCCCAAAUCAAUUCCGCCAAAAUACGUUUUUCUGGGCCCACCAUGAAAAGUUGUGCCUCAUUGAUCACACAAUCGCAUUUCAUCAGUUGACUGAUGAUAAGCCUACUGGGUUUGAAACGACAGAUCUACCGAAGGACGCUGACCAUUGUCAAUUAUGGCCGGGUAAAGAUUACUCCAAUCCUCGAAUUCAGGACUUCUACGACCUUGAUAAGCCAUACGAGGAGAUGUAUGAUCGAAACGUCGUGCCUCGAAUGCCAUGGCAUGAUAUUUCAAUGCAUGUGGUGGGCCAGCCCGCGCGAGAUCUAACUCGACACUUUGUGCAGCGCUGGAAUUACAUUCUUCGCCAGCGAAAGCCGACGCGGCCCACGCCUUUUCUGCUGCCUCCUCCAGAUUUUGACCCUGCAGACCUGGAAGCGUUAGGUUUAGAUGGAACCUGUGAGGUUCAGAUCCUACGGUCCAGUAGUAUGUGGUCAACUGGCACCCCUGACGUUACUGAGCAUAGCAUCAUGAAUGCAUAUGUGAAGCUCAUCGAGGAAUCCGAGCACUUUGUAUACAUCGAGAAUCAAUUUUUCAUCAGUACGUGUGAGAUUGAUGGCCGCAAAAUUGAGAAUUUGAUUGGAGAUGCAUUGGUCGAGCGCAUUGUUCGAGCAGCCAAGAAUGGGGAGGCCUGGCGUGCUGUCAUAGUCAUUCCAUUGAUGCCAGGGUUCCAAAACACCGUGGACAGCGAAGGUGGCACCAGUGUGCGUCUCAUCAUGCAGUGUCAGUACCGCAGUAUUUGCCGGGGAGAGACAUCGAUUUUCGGCCGACUUCGAGCCUUGGGUAUUGAGCCGGAGGACUACAUUCAAUUCUUCAGUUUACGUACCUGGGGCAAGAUUGGACCGCAGAAACAGUUGGUCACUGAGCAGCUCUAUAUUCACGCCAAAUGCAUGGUCGUCGACGACCGAGCCGCUAUCAUUGGGUCGGCAAACAUCAAUGAGCGGUCCAUGUUAGGAUCUCGCGAUUCGGAGGUUGCUGCCGUGGUACGAGAUACUGACACGAUCACUUCCACCAUGGAUGGCAAGCCCUAUGUGGUUGGUCGAUUCCCGCACACCCUGCGUAUGCGUCUGAUGCGAGAGCACCUCGGAAUCGAUGUUGAUGAGCUUUUGGAACACGACUUUGCGACAGAGGAAGAACUCCGCAAGAUUCAGGAUGAUGAGGAUGGUACUCACCCAACGGGUGGCCAAGGGCGGCGCAACUCGCAGUCAUCAAUGAUGGACCGACAAGACGAGAGGGAUAUGAUCGAACGGCGUCAUCGUAUCCAGGACGAGUUCCUUUCCCGCUCGGAGGAACUGCAUAGCUUCAACCAUGACGUUGACUGGGAACAGGGUGCGAACCCUAACCUGAAAAGCAACCGCCGGCUUACAACAGACCCCCGAGUAACGGACAACUCCGAGCAUCAAAAAGAUGUAGAUGGCAAUGGCGCUGACCACCUGGCGGCCGCCGAGAAAGCCGGCCUGGGAGUUGCUCGAGAUUCGCAGAUGACCUCGAAUGGGCGGGAAGUCCUCCUUUCCCCGAUCUAUUCCGAAGGCAAGGGUACUAUUCAGCAGCCCAAACCCUCAAUCCCGCAGAAGUCCAGCUCGACCAGCAGGAAUGCCAAGGAGGCAUUGGCCGAAACCCCUCAUGAUAACGCAUCCAACAAUAACUCUGAUACCCCACAAGGCCAUGUUCCAUCUGACCCCUCGAGUCGCGAGUCAGAGACUGCUGGCCCAGGUCUGUUCGUGUCUAAAGAAAACCAUGAGACUCCCAGGUUUGGGCACCCGCUGCUCCCCGACCUGCGACGUAUCUUCAUUGAUAAGGACUGCAUGCGCGACCCAGUAAACGACGCGUUCUACUUGGAUACUUGGCAGGCUGUGGCUGAAAAGAAUACUAAGAUCUAUCGGUCUGUUUUCCGCUGCAUGCCAGAUAGCGAGGUCAAGAACUGGAAAGAGUACAAGGAGUACGCCGCGUAUGGUGAGCGGUUUUCAGAGAUGCAAAGUCAACAACAGACUAGCAAGACUACCAGCCAACCUCCAAAGCAAACCGGCACUUCUUUGGCUUCACCUGUCUCCCUUGUGGCCUCUAAAGCGGACGGACAACCUGUAGAUGAAAAGAAGGAGCUUUCUGCAUCUGACAAGAACGAUUCCGAUCGACCGCACUCUCCUCAACAAGAAACAUUAUCCUCGAUUGAUGAGAAAACCGCCAUGAAGGCAGCAUCCGACCCACAUCUCUUGAGCAAAGUGGAAAAUAGCCAGGAGGAAGGGCACCCUGUCACCGGGGCUGAUAUUGAGAUACCCCGUUCCAACUCAGUGCAAGUUGACUACUCCGAGGCGAUCAAUCUCAAUGCAUCGCAUUCUCGCAGGCGUCGCCGCCGCGGAACUACAACUAGCUGCAAACGCGAAUUUCACGCUGCGGACGAGAUGUUGGAUAAGCAACGUUCGGAAGAGCUUCUCAACAAAACCCAGGGCCACCUCAUCUUGUGGCCCUAUGACUGGCUCGAGAAAGAGGAACAGGGUGGUAAUUGGCUCUAUGCGUUGGAUCAAAUUUCGCCCCUGGAAAUCUACAAUUAA
This is a messenger RNA of Penicillium chermesinum, 5256 nucleotides long. It is a transcript of the gene pld3, whose product is annotated as phospholipase D. Bases 1 to 5256 code for a protein of 1751 amino acids. Gene Ontology annotation, molecular function: phosphatidylinositol binding; D-type glycerophospholipase activity. The record is from RefSeq and is a predicted model, not a curated record. The transcript is spliced from 5 exons. Gene Ontology annotation, biological process: phosphatidic acid biosynthetic process; cell motility; intracellular signal transduction. Lineage: Eukaryota; Fungi; Ascomycota; Eurotiomycetes; Eurotiales; Aspergillaceae.